CUUUCUCUCUCUCACAAAGUUUCGAAGUUUCCUCUUCCUUAGAACGGUUAUCUUCUUCUUGGAUAAGGCCAUAUUGCCAGCACAUUCAGCAAGCCAAUCAAGACUCCAGCCACCUUGCACAAACUAAUUGCACAUUUGACUAUGUACGAAGUGACCUAAUUGCAAUAUUGGUCCACAAAACCUUCUGCGAUUUCUAUUUUGGCCCAUAAAUCCCCAUAUAAAUUCAUGGCGAAGAAAAUCGUUCGAAGACUCACAACCUUGAUCACAAAGCCUUUCAGGAAACGGCCGCGUAAAAGGCCACCACCGUCGACGCCGACGAUAUCGCCGACUCCGACUCCGACCCCAACUCCGACGCUGAUGCCCUCUUCCCCCUAUCCACCGGAAUCCCCAGUCGACACCAUGUCAACGCCACCACUAAAACUGUCCUCCCAUCCUUUUCUCUUCCCGGAAAUUCAGUCUCCAGUCCUGCCUGAUCCUUCAUCAUUCUUCUCACCCCACCUCCUCUCCAAUCCUUUACCCACGAAUUCAUUUUUUCAGAAUUUCGUGUUGAAAAAUGGUGAUCAGCCUGAAUAUAUACACCCAUAUUUAAUCAAAUCAUCUCAAUCUUCUCUUACCCUUUGUUACCCAUCUCAGUUCAAGAGUCCUGCUUUCUUAUACGAGAUAUUUAUUGCUGAUCUCACCAUUUCCGUACUGAACAAUCCUAAUUCGAAUGCAACCCACAUCAUAUCUGCAUUCAAUGAUUUGAGUGUGACUUUGGAUCUUCCAUCUAGUAAUCUUAGGUUCUUUCUUGUUAGGGGGAGCCCCUUCUUGACUUGUAAUGUAUUGAGUCGUGUUGCGCUGUCAGUUUCAACUAUUCAUGCCAUUCUUGAAUUGUCCCCAAAUGGUUCUUCCACAAAGUACACUAUUAAGCUUAAUAACAAUCAGACUUGGCUUCUUUAUGCUUCUUCUCCGAUAUAUUUGAGUCAUGAUGUUUCUACUAUUACUUCUAGUGUGUUUUCGGGGAUAAUUAGAAUUGCUGUAUUGUCCGAUCCAAAAUUCGACUCGGUUCUUGAUCGUUUUAGUUCUUGUUAUCCAAUUAGUGGUGAUGCUGUUUUCACUAACCCUUUUAGUUUGGAGUAUAAAUGGGAUAAGAGAGGGUGGGGGGAUUUAUUAAUGCUUGCCCAUCCUUUACAUCUUCAGCUCUUUUCGAGUACUGACAGUUCGGUUACCAUCUUGGAGGAUUUCAAGUACAAUAGUAUUGAUGGUGAGCUGGUUGGUGUUGUUGGAGAUUCUUGGGUUUUGAAAAGUGACCCUAUUGCUGUUACUUGGCAUUCAAUUAGAGGGAUUAAUGAGGAAUCAAAUUCUGAGAUAAUUGAAGCACUCAUUAAGGAUGUUGAGGCCUUGAAUUCAAAUGCAGUAUCAACAACAUCAUCGUACUAUUAUGGGAAACUGAUCGCCAGAGCUGCGCGGUUUGCAUUGAUUGCAGAAGAGGUGUGUUAUAUUGAAGUGAUCCCUGCAAUUAGGAAGUUCUUGAAAGAUAUGAUUGAGCCCUGGUUGGAUGGAACUUUUGAUGCUAAUGGUUUCUUGUACGACCCAAAAUGGGGUGGAAUCGUGACUAAACUAGGAUCAGCGGAUUCGGGAGCUGAUUUUGGAUUUGGAAUCUAUAAUGAUCACCACUAUCACCUUGGAUAUUUCAUCUAUGGGAUUGCUGUUCUUGCCAAGAUCGAUGCUGCGUGGGGAAGGAAGUACAAGCCACAAGCUUAUUCUCUUAUGGCAGACUUUAUGAACUUGAGCAGGCGAGUGAACUCAAAUUAUCCCCGUUUGAGGUGUUUUGACUUGUGGAAAUUGCAUUCUUGGGCAGGAGGGCUUACGGAGUUUGCAGAUGGUCGAAAUCAGGAGAGCACGAGUGAGGCCGUUAAUGGAUAUUAUUCAGCGGCUCUUAUGGGACUGGCAUAUGGGGACAGCCACCUUGUUUCUAUUGGAUCUGCUUUAUCUGCUUUGGAAAUUCGAGCAGCACAAACUUGGUGGCAUGUGAGAGAGGAGGACAAUGUUUAUGGAGAGGAAUUUACCAAAGAGAACAGGAUGGUGGGUGUUUUAUGGGCUAACAAAAGGGACAGUGGUCUUUGGUUUGCUCCGGCCGACUGGAGGGAGUGUAGGCUGGGAAUUCAACUUCUGCCUAUACUGCCCAUAAGUGAAAUUCUAUUCUCUGAUGUACAUUUUGUGAGACAGCUAUUAUCGUGGACCUUGCCAGCCCUGGCCCGGCAAGGAGUUGGAGAAGGUUGGAAGGGUUUCGUAUAUGCAUUGCAAGGGAUUUACGAUAAAGAAGGUGCUUUAGAUAAAAUCAGGAACUUGAAUGGAUAUGAUGAUGGGAACUCCCUCACAAAUCUUUUGUGGUGGAUUUAUAGUCGAGAUGAUGAAAAAGAGAGACGAGUGGAACUUUGUUGGUUUCGUCACUAUUCUCACUGAAUUUGUGUUAAAUAGAGUGAAUAAAAGGGACAAAUAUGAAACCGGCUUCACAGAUCAGAAAUAUCACUAUGUAUCGGGUAUCUCAAGCAUUUGUUCCUCAUUGCAUUUAAUGUUUGUCCGAUUUCUUAUGUUGGAAUGAUUUGUUUUAGAACAAUUAUCACUUUGUCUGCUACAAAUUGAAUUCGAAAAUCAUAAAUGCUUGUAAAAAUGUGCACUUUAUGCAGUAUUAUAUGGUACAGGAAACAUAUUUAUUGGAACUAA
Olea europaea var. sylvestris is the source of this 2706-nucleotide messenger RNA. Its product is annotated as endo-1,3(4)-beta-glucanase 2-like. The record is from RefSeq and is a predicted model, not a curated record. NCBI's taxonomy places the organism in Eukaryota, Viridiplantae, Streptophyta, Magnoliopsida, Lamiales, Oleaceae. The coding region runs from base 226 to 2445 and encodes 739 amino acids. Gene Ontology annotation, molecular function: endo-1,3(4)-beta-glucanase activity. The transcript is spliced from 2 exons.